AUGUCACCUUUUUAUCAAGGUGUUAAAACUUUCCAUCUAUUCCAGGUGGAUAUGCGAAUCACCUUGGGUCUUGGCGGUGUGCUCAUUGUCAUUUUGUCAGUUGUCGCCUCUGUUGGUCUAUGGAGUUACAUUGGCACCCCCGCUACGCUGAUCAUCAUCGAGGUGAUCCCGUUCUUGGUGCUAGCAGUGGGUGUGGACAACAUUUUUAUCUUGGUCCAUGGCUUCGAACUCGAUAAUGCAGAUGCGGACAGGCUGCUGCGCAAAGAAGCGGUCCGUUUGAGACAAGCGGGUUUCCGUUCUGUCGACCUGUCAGCACAGUCUGUCGCCGGAGAAUCGGCUCAACUGCGUGUGGUUGUAACGCCGACUCAGCUCAAAUCAGCAAUCAAAAACCUGGUGGAAACUCGUAUUUCGCGUGCAUUAGGACGCGUUGGCCCCUCACUUUUGCUAUCCAGUGUAGCGGAAUCCGUUGCCUUCUUUUGUGGUUCGCUCACCAACAUGCCAGCUGUUCGGGUUUUCGCAUUGUACGCCGGCAUGGCGAUUGCAUUCAACUUGCUUCUCCAGCUAUCCGCAUUCGUCGCCUUGUUGACACUGGACUCGCGUCGAUGGGCGGCACGUAGAUUUGAUGUCUUCUGUUGCUUCGGAUUGAACGAUACUCUUGAUGAAAUUGAUAUCGUUCCCCACACCGUGGAUAAGGAUGAUCGACGAAAUUUGACAGCCGAACUACCUACCGCUCAACUAGACUCCCUGUCUCUUGAUUCCGAUGCCAUGGAUGACGUCCGAUUGCCCAACUUGAUGCCUCCGGAGGUGCACGUUAAUGAAUCAAAUUCCAUGCCCUUGUUACACCGAGCUAUUGCGCAUGGUUUCACUCCGUUUCUGCUUUCCCGUUGGGUUCGUCCAAUCGUAAUCGUGCUCAGCUUGGCUUGGGCCUGUAUUGCCAUCGCGAUCAUUCCAAACGGCACCCACAUCGGAUUGGAUCAGCGUCUAUCUAUGCCGGAGGAUUCAUAUAUGUUGGGCUUCUUCAACACAAUGGCCACAGACCUCCGUGUCGGCCCACCUCUCUAUUUUGUUGUCACUGAUGGACACAGUUACAACGACACAGUCGGUCAGAAUGAAGUGUGUGGUACGGUCGGAUGCCCACAGAACUCGCUUAUGGGCCGCAUCAGUGAUGCAUCGAAAGUGUCAGCCUACUCGUGGGUUGCUCAGCCGGCAUCCUCUUGGAUCGAUGACUACUUCGAUUGGAUCGAUCCUGACGGCUCGCCAUACUGUUGUCGAAUGUAUCCAAAUUUGACCGACUUUUGUCCAGACACUGCACCUUUGGACGCAUGUGUUACGUGCCCGGUGGAAUUGAUCGAUGGGCGUCCGUCGGCCGAGAACUUCACUGGUUACCUGGGUCGAUUUUUAGACCAGAACCCCGGAACAGCGUGUCCCAAGGGGUAA
This is a messenger RNA of Dicrocoelium dendriticum, 1437 nucleotides long. NCBI's taxonomy places the organism in Eukaryota, Metazoa, Platyhelminthes, Trematoda, Plagiorchiida, Dicrocoeliidae. The record is from the annotation of a GenBank genome assembly.